AGUCCGCAGGGUAACCCCCGCUUCAAUAAAGGGAAGAUUGUACAUAGCCACGCCAAACAAAUAACAUCAUGACAUUAAACUGACAUUUAAAAAUUCUUAUCGAAAACUUAUCUUCUUAUUUACAGACACAAACACUCUCUCAUUUUAUUAUUUAACCUUUAAGUUGGACGCAACAACAACAGGUCCACUGACCAGUCAAACUGUAUUAAUUGAAACGCACGUCCAGUUGGAAAACACAGUCUCAUUAUUAACAAUUCCGAAUAACUAAAGAGUAAAGAAUGGCGCAUUUUUCUGUAGUUUCACUCACCCAAGUUGUUUUGCUGUUGGUUUUCAUCUGCUGGACGACGAGUUCGACUGGCGCUGCCUUUUCCUUGGAGGAAGAAUUCCUACAACUGAAGGAAAAUUAUAUUCAAAUGAAACAAGUCUUGGAAUCGACAGCGAUUGAACUGCGGGCCAAAGUGACUGUACUGGAGGCCAAAGUUGAACAACAAGAUUCGCUUUUAACUUCCUUUUUACGAGAGAAAAAUGAACGCACAGCAGCAGCAGCAACCGACUCUGUUCCAAUUAGCAACAAUCAAUCGGCUGUUGCCAUCCCGGGACUGCCGUCUUCAUGCGGGGAUCUCAAAAUGAUUGGCCACAUUUGGAGCGGAAUUUAUUCCGUCAUGGGAUUGGCGAAAAUGGAAUCCGUUUACUGCGACUUCACUAAACUUCCUAGCGAUGCGGGUUUUCAAAAAUGGAUCGGAUUCGCCGACGUCAAAUCUGCGCCCGUCUAUUUCUACGUCCAGAGACAGAUUUUUUUCAACAAAACAUCAACUCCGAUUCCGUUCGAGUUGGCGCGAGUGAACGAGGGAAACACCAUGAAUUUGACAUCGGGGAUAUUCACGGCACCGAGACCGGGAAUUUAUUUUUUCUCUUUCGCGGGACUGGCGCGUCUUGAAUCUUCAUCAUCUUCUUGGUUUUAUUCUGAUCUUUAUUUGAACGGGAAAUCAAUUGGGCAGAGUCAUGUUCAAGAGAGAAACCCCCCCGUUAAUCAAUUUAGUCCGUUUACCCAACAGUCGACGCUGAAGUUGAAAACAGGCGAUCAAGUCUGGAUGACGAUUGGUUAUUCUGGUUCAUCCUCGUAUUUGGAUGACGACAGUCGUCACUUCACCCAUUUCACGGGUUUCAUGUUGGAGGAGGAAAUUGUCGCGUCCCUUUGAGGUUUCGGGUUCAACAUCCAAAAUCCGCAAAAUCAUCGACGAAACGAAAUUUUGG
This is a messenger RNA of Daphnia pulex (common water flea), 1254 nucleotides long. RefSeq lists its product as uncharacterized. Bases 279 to 1199 code for a protein of 306 amino acids. The record is from RefSeq and is a predicted model, not a curated record. NCBI's taxonomy places the organism in Eukaryota, Metazoa, Arthropoda, Branchiopoda, Diplostraca, Daphniidae. The transcript has 3 exons. Gene Ontology annotation, molecular function: protein binding.